Molecule: messenger RNA, 1475 nt
Organism: Anoplopoma fimbria (sablefish)
Lineage: Eukaryota; Metazoa; Chordata; Actinopteri; Perciformes; Anoplopomatidae
Exons: 2
Coding region: 85-963 (292 amino acids)
Source: RefSeq, a predicted model, not a curated record
UGCAGUUAGUACAGCAGAAUCCAGAGGACCAGCUGACUUCUUACUGCCGCUCUAUCACUGACUGUCAGCAGACACUCGACCACCAUGACUACCUACAUCUCAGAACUUGCUGUGUCCCUGAACAAAGUAGAUGAGCAAAAUCUCAGAGACAGGAUCUUCAAGCAACUCCCAGGUAAUCUGAACAAAGGAGCAGGUGGAAAUAACAUCUACCUUUGGUACAAAAAUGGGCCAAAAGCAAUCACCAGGCUUCAAGUUUCAUUCAAGGCUGACAUGACUCCUGGAUUGAUCAGUGCAGGGUACACAAAGAUCAAUAAAGAUCUCAAUGCUGGAGUAGGAGGUGAUCAGAUCUACCUUUGGUACUACAAAGGGUCUGGAGAGUAUGAUACUCCCAUAGUGGACAUUGAUGUUACUACUGAUGCAAACAAUGAAGCUGCAAAGUUUCAAAUCGGCUAUGAGAGACUGGCCUGUGAUCUGAACCGCGCCGCCGGAGGGGCCUGGAUCCACAUCUGGAUGAAGAGAGAGAAACAAACCUACAUCUGCGACGUCACUGCCACUAAUUCCUACGGAGCAGACGCCUACCUGUUUGGCAACAGUUUCAUCCGAAUGGAUGAAGAUACUAGCAGGGGAGCAGGAGGAUCGUACGUCUUCAUCUGGUACCGUCAGACCACCGACCCCAAGCGUGCCCUCACUGACCUGCAAGUGUCCACCACCAAAGAUGAGGAACGCAGUUAUCAGCAGCGUGAUUACAAGUCUGUGAAUGUUAACCUCAACGAUGGCAACUGCGGUAGCAUAGUGUACCUGUGGUUCAAGAAGGAGGGAUCCAACAAUCCCAUUAAGGCCAUCGCCCUCCUUGUCAACACAGCUUUGAUUCCUGAGUACCUGAAGGCUGGUGUCAUUGUUAUCGAGAGAAAUCUCAACUCCGGCAAUCGUGGCUGGAUUGAGUACCUGUGUGUGUACCAGUGAAAGCAAAAAGCCUUCUUCAUGGUGCAGAGCUGAGAAUUCCCAACACUCACUAGAGUGGAAAGAAAAGUCCAGCCAUGCCGUUAAAUCUUUUUGGUGAUGGCUUCUUACACUUUUUUUUUCUCUUUUUAAUAUAUUAAAAUGAUGAAUCAUUAUAUUACAGUCACUCAAUAAUAUCUCAAGUAUCAAUGGUUUAUGGGUUUUAAUGUUAAACAGAUAAAGCAACUGACCAAAAGUUAGGACAAAAAGAUGAACUCCUAUUUAACAUUUUGGGGAUGGUCUCCAUCACUUUUUCUUUCUUUUUCACUAUAAAACAAUGUGAUUAUUAUACUACAGUAAUACUACUGAUAAUACCAGAAAGCAUCAAUAAUAUAUGAUUUUUUACUGUUAAACCUGAUGUAAAUGAAAUCAAUCAAACUAUUUCAUAUAGUUUUUUUCCCCCAACAAUGUUAAUGAAUGAUUGAAUAUUAAGUCUCUGUAUCACUUUAUUCUGCUCAUUUCCUGCUUUUCAAUAA